CAAAGGGCUGGGGCCUCCUGCUGGACCUGCUCGCAGGAGCCGCUGUGGGCAGGGUAUAAAGCCGGGGAGCAGACCGGGCACAGCGUGUGGCAGUGCAGGGAUGAAGUCUGUCCUGGGCUGCGUCCUGGUGCUGCUCUGGGCCACCCAGGCGUGUGCCGAGGUCCUGCUGCAGCCAGAUUUUAAUGCCACGAAGUUCUCAGGCCUCUGGUUCGUGGUCUCCAUGGCCUCCGACUGCAAGGUCUUCCUGGGCGAGAAGGACCGCCUGCUGAUGUCCACCCGCGCCGUGACGGCCAGCGCGGACGGCGACCUCAGCGUCCGCUCGGCGUCGCCCCGGCCCGGCAGCUGCGACCAGUCGGAGGCCGAGUACCUGCGGGUGGGCUCCCAGGGACACUUCCGAGUCCCGGCUCUGGGCUACCUGGACGUGCGCGUGGUGGACACGGACUACAUCUCCUUCGCGGUGCUCUACAUCCACAAGGAGCUGCGGGGGGCGCUCAGCACCGUGGCGCAGCUCUACAGCCGCACCCAGGACCCCAGCUCGCAGGCCUUGACAGCCUUCCGGGACUUCUACCCCACCGUGGGGCUCUCGGAGGACACCAUGGUGAUGCUGCCCAAGUCAGACACGUGCUCCUCCGCCGGACGAGAGGACACCCCAGCUCCUCCGGACGCCCGCCCUGGCCCUUCCCAGGCUGCCUGUGAGGCCCAGAACUGCUAUGCUGCUGCCAGCACCACCCUGGGGGGCAGCGCCUUCCCCAGGGACCCCGACACACACAUCACCCCGAGACCCUGGCUCCACAAAUAA
This is a messenger RNA of Talpa occidentalis (Iberian mole), 799 nucleotides long. It is a transcript of the gene LCN15, whose product is annotated as lipocalin 15. The record is from RefSeq and is a predicted model, not a curated record. Gene Ontology annotation, molecular function: small molecule binding. The coding region runs from base 101 to 799 and encodes 232 amino acids. Lineage: Eukaryota; Metazoa; Chordata; Mammalia; Eulipotyphla; Talpidae. The transcript is spliced from 7 exons.